CUCAGCCCGCCGCACCGCCCACAGAACAGCUCCGGCCGCCGCGCCGCCUGGCUUUCGUUUCCCUUGUUCUCGGCGGGCUCGCGGGGCUCAGCGCCGCGGCCGUUAGUCAUGUCGGAUACUGGAAGUUACAGUCAAUCUGGGGGUGAGCAGCCAAGUUAUUCUUCCUAUGGAAAUCAAGGCAACCAAGGUUAUGGACAGGCACCACAAAGCUAUUCUGGCUAUGGACAGACUACUGAUUCCUCAUAUGGACAGAACUAUGGCAGUUAUUCCAGUUAUGGACAAAGCCAAUCAGGUUAUUCACAGUCCUAUGGUGGUUAUGAGAGUCAAAAGCAGGGCUCAUAUGGCCAGCAAUCUUAUAAUAACCAGGGACAGCAAAACACGGAAUCAUCAGGAGGCCAAAGUGGAAGACCGCCUUCCUAUGACCAGUCAGACUAUGGUCAACAAGAUUCGUAUGAUCAGCAGUCAGGCUAUGAUCAACAUCAAGGAUCAUAUGAUGAACAGUCAAAUUAUGAUCAGCAGCAUGAUUCCUAUAAUCAAAACCAGCAGUCCUACCAUUCACAAAGGGAGAAUUAUAGCCAUCACACACAAGAUGACCGUCGUGAUGUGAGUAGGUAUGGAGAAGAUAAUAGAGGAUAUGGCGGGUCACAGGGAGGAGGUAGAGGGCGUGGGGGAUAUGACAAGGAUGGAAGAGGUCCUAUGACAGGAUCAAGUGGUGGUGACCGCGGUGGCUUCAAAAAUUUUGGUGGUCACAGGGAUUAUGGACCCAGACCAGAUGCUGAUUCAGAAUCUGAUAAUUCAGAUAACAACACAAUCUUUGUGCAAGGACUUGGGGAGGGUGUGUCUACAGAUCAAGUAGGGGAGUUCUUUAAACAAAUAGGAAUUAUCAAGACCAACAAGAAGACAGGAAAACCAAUGAUAAAUUUAUACACAGAUAAGGACACAGGGAAGCCAAAAGGGGAGGCAACAGUAUCAUUUGAUGACCCUCCUUCAGCUAAGGCAGCCAUUGACUGGUUUGAUGGAAAAGAGUUCCAUGGCAAUAUCAUUAAAGUGUCCUUUGCCACCAGAAGACCUGAAUUCAUGAGAGGAGGUGGAAGUGGAGGAGGUCGGCGUGGUCGUGGUGGGUAUAGAGGUCGUGGAGGUUUUCAGGGAAGAGGUGGAGAUCCCAAAAGUGGAGACUGGGUUUGUCCUAAUCCGUCAUGUGGAAAUAUGAACUUUGCUCGAAGGAAUUCCUGCAAUCAGUGCAAUGAACCCAGACCAGAGGACUCUCGUCCCUCAGGAGGAGAUUUCCGGGGAAGAGGCUACGGUGGAGAAAGGGGCUACAGAGGUCGUGGGGGCAGAGGUGGAGAUCGAGGUGGCUACGGUUCAGACAGAAGUGGAGGUGGUUAUGGUGGAGACAGAAGUGGUGGCAGUGGCUACGGAGGAGAUAGAAGUGGGGGUGGCUAUGGUGGAGACAGAAGUGGGGGAGGCUAUGGUGGGGACCGAGGAGGCGGUUAUGGUGGGGACCGAGGCAGCGGCUAUGGAGGAGACCGAGGCGGCGGCUAUGGAGGAGAUCGAGGAGGCUAUGGAGGAGACCGAGGCGGCUAUGGUGGAGACCGAGGCGGCUAUGGAGGAGACCGAGGUGGCUAUGGAGGAGACCGAGGUGGCUAUGGUGGAGAUCGAAGUGGGGGGGGCUACAGUGGAGACCGUGGUGGUGGCGGUGGCUAUGGUGGAGACCGAAGUGGAGGCUACGGAGGAGACAGGAGUGGUGGUGGCUAUGGAGGAGACCGAGGUGGGGGCUAUGGAGGAGACCGAGGUGGCUUUGGAGGCAAAAUGGGAGGAAGAAACGACUACAGAAAUGAUCAGCGCAACCGACCGUACUGAUGACUGUUUUGAAUGUUCCUUUGUCUCUGACAUGAUCCAUAGUGAAAUUGCCAGAGUUUUGCCUGCUGCUUUCCUUGUGGCCUCUUCUUGGGUAGUGAAAUUAAGUGACACUUGGGUUUUAUUUGGGUGGGAGGGCUAGGACAGUUUUUCUUUUAGAAAUGUCUGUUGAAAUUUCCUUGUUUAGUUUCCAACCUUCUUCCCAACCCUUGAAGCUAAGUGCAUUGUAAAAUAUUGCCAAAAUGGAAAGUGUUUUUGUAAUACUACAAUAAAGGCUGCUUGUUUUGUGGA
Molecule: messenger RNA, 2148 nt
Organism: Manis pentadactyla (Chinese pangolin)
Lineage: Eukaryota; Metazoa; Chordata; Mammalia; Pholidota; Manidae
Gene: TAF15
Product: TATA-box binding protein associated factor 15
Exons: 16
Coding region: 109-1860 (583 amino acids)
Biological process (GO): regulation of DNA-templated transcription
Cellular component (GO): nucleus
Molecular function (GO): transcription coregulator activity; RNA binding
Source: RefSeq, a predicted model, not a curated record